GUGAUUCUUUCGUGGUGAGUAUCGGAAAAACCUAUAGAAGUUUUCUGUCAUCUGCCAUUAGCAUAACUGGAAGAUUGUGAAAGCGGAAAAGUUAAUGUGGUUAUUAGAAUCCAAGUUGAAAAACCCCGCUAGCAAACUGGAUUCCCAAACCGAAGUGCCUUCGGAAACUGCAUCCGCCAGCAGUAUGUCUUCCCCGAGCACCAGCUCCAGCAUUGCACCUGAAGGUUGGCUGGAUGAUAGAAUGCUGAAUGCAGUGCUGCAUGAUCAGCGUGAAAUGCUGGCCAAACUGGAGAAGGCCAACGAAACCCUGGACACGUGCAACACCUUGAGCCAUCAGCGUAUCGACGCGUACGCUACUGACUUCAAACACCACGUCAAGCUCUUAUUGGAAAUGAAGAAAGAUCUCGAGUCAUUGUAUAAACGGUUAAGAAUUGUCCAAACCAAAGUCUCCAAACUGUAUCCAGCUAACUACGCGGAUGCAGUCAGUAAAGCGGAAAUGCACGAAAUAGAGGAAGACGAGAAUGACUGAUUUUAAUUACAUUUUGGCCGUCCUGGAAUUUUGUACGCGCAGUCUGUUGUUUCCGUUUUCCUGGAUGUUCAUGACCUGCAGUUUGGAUUUUGUUUGGUUUUAUGCGUCCAUUUGCAGUUGAUUUGCAACCAUAUUGAU
Messenger RNA from Paramacrobiotus metropolitanus, 667 nucleotides. RefSeq names its product kxDL motif-containing protein CG10681-like. The record is from RefSeq and is a predicted model, not a curated record. Bases 95 to 529 code for a protein of 144 amino acids. The transcript has 2 exons. Lineage: Eukaryota; Metazoa; Tardigrada; Eutardigrada; Parachela; Macrobiotidae. Gene Ontology annotation, cellular component: BORC complex. Gene Ontology annotation, biological process: lysosome localization.